UUUUUGUGAAAAACCACCCACAAUAAAAAAUGUUGUAAAAACUCACCCACUACCGGGAAAAAGUCGUUGACCAUAUUUGCCGGUGUUGACUACCCUCCCCACCCCCUCGAAAAUCCAUAGAAUUCACCGGAAAAGUCCGGCCGUCCCUCCCCUCUCUCCCUCCCCCUCAAAAACCCUUAAAAUUCACUCCCCCUCCACCUCGAAAACCACUCUGACCACAUUUGCCGGCGGUGGUAUGGGGUUUUUCAUUGUUUUCGAGUGAAUUUUAGGGGUUUUCGAGACAUCAUCUCUGCUUACAUUAACUUAGUUUAACUUGAAUGGCAGACAGAGGAAACUAAGGAUGCAGAUACAAAUGGACUUAAAGGAAUUAUUAGUGCCAUUGGUAUAUCAAUAAUCUUUGGUUGGGCUUACAUAAUCGGAUCACCUUUGCAGUCACUGAUAUUCCUUACCUUUUAAGUAGCGAAAAUGAUGCUGGUGGUUAUGCCAUAGCUCAAGUAUUCUACCAAGCAUUCAAAAGCAGAUAUGGAACUGGAAUUGGAGGAAUAAUUUGCCUGUGCAUAGUUGCUGUGGCCAUAUUUUUCUGUGGCAUGAGUUCAGUCACCAGCAAUUCUAGGUAUACACUCUUCUUGAUCAUGGAAAUUCUCUAUGAGAUCUCAUAAAAUCAAAUAUUUCUACUCAGAAUGGCUUAUGCAUUCUCAAGAGAUGGUGCCAUGCCUUUUUCAUCAGUAUGGCAUGAAGUGAACCGACAAGAAGUUCCAGUCAAUGCAGUGUGGAUGUCAACUUUCAUCUCCUUCUGCAUGGCAUUGACGUCUCUUGGAAGCCUGGUGGCAUUUGAAGCGAUGGUAUCACUAGCAACUAUUGGGCUGUAUAUAGCUUAUGCCUUGCCUAUCUUCUUCAGAGUCACCUUGGCUCGCAAUUCUUACAUCCCGGGACCUUUCAAUCUGGGACGAUAUGGGAUACUUGUUGGAUGGAUUGCUGUACUCUGGGUAAUCACCAUUUCUGUUUUGUUCUCCUUGCCUGCUGCAUAUCCCAUUGACACAGAGAACCUUAACCAUACACCUGUGGCUGUGGGUGGUCUGUUGAUUCUCACAGUUUCUUCAUGGAUUUUAUGAGCAAGGCAUUGGUUUACAGGUUCUAUUACAAAUAUACGUAAUUGAUUCAUGAAUUGUUUUCGCUCUUUGUAAUAUGAAUGACAACACACAUCUCAAUUUCUAGCAGGUUUAUGCCUUCCUAUGAUAGAUUGAUUUUACCUCA
Molecule: messenger RNA, 1254 nt
Organism: Chenopodium quinoa (quinoa)
Lineage: Eukaryota; Viridiplantae; Streptophyta; Magnoliopsida; Caryophyllales; Amaranthaceae
Product: amino-acid permease BAT1-like
Exons: 2
Coding region: 681-1112 (143 amino acids)
Biological process (GO): gamma-aminobutyric acid transport; transmembrane transport
Cellular component (GO): membrane
Molecular function (GO): gamma-aminobutyric acid transmembrane transporter activity; L-glutamate transmembrane transporter activity; L-lysine transmembrane transporter activity
Source: RefSeq, a predicted model, not a curated record